AGUCUGGAGAUGUUUGUCAACCCGUACCACCAGCAAAGGUGAAGAAGGUCAAAAGAGCAAAUGCGAAAAAGGUUAAAAGAGUGAAAGCGAAGAAGGUCAAAAGAAUGAAGGAGAAGAUCAAAAGAGCUGAAGGCGAAGAAGGCGAAGAAAGUCUAAAGAACGAAGAAGAAGGUCAAAAGAGUGAAGGCGAAGAAGGUCAAAAGAGCGAAGGUAAAGAAGGUCAAAAGAACGAAGAAGAAGAUCAAAAGAGCGAAGGCGAAGAGGGUCAAAAAAGCAAAGGCGAAGAAGGUCAAAAGAGUGAAGGCAAAGAAGGUCAAAAGAACGAAGAAGAAGGUCAAAAGAGCAAAGAAGAAGAUCAAAAGAGCAAAGGCGAAGAAAGUGAAGGUGAAAAAAGCCAAAAGAGCAAAGGCGAAAAUGGUCAAAAGGGUGGUGUAAAAGGUCAACAAAUCUAUACUUCCAGAGUUGUCAAUCCAGUAAUUCUCCCGAUUAGCAUUAGAGGUAAUCAGGAGUUUCCAUAA
Molecule: messenger RNA, 518 nt
Organism: Racocetra fulgida
Lineage: Eukaryota; Fungi; Glomeromycota; Glomeromycetes; Diversisporales; Gigasporaceae
Source: the annotation of a GenBank genome assembly